Messenger RNA from Drosophila takahashii, 1008 nucleotides. RefSeq names its product tRNA methyltransferase 7-32 (gene Trm7-32). Gene Ontology annotation, biological process: cytoplasmic translation; tRNA methylation. Gene Ontology annotation, molecular function: tRNA methyltransferase activity. The record is from RefSeq and is a predicted model, not a curated record. NCBI's taxonomy places the organism in Eukaryota, Metazoa, Arthropoda, Insecta, Diptera, Drosophilidae. Gene Ontology annotation, cellular component: cytoplasm.
CAGAUCAUCCCUAAUAAUUCAUCCCAGCAUGGGAAAUACCCUCGUCCAGGCGUAAAAUAGAUAAAAAUGGGAAAAACGUCAAAGGAUAAACGUGAUAUAUACUACCGACAGGCCAAGGAGGAGGGCUGGAGGGCCAGGAGUGCCUUCAAGCUGCUCCACGUGGACGAGGCCUAUGGAAUUCUGAAUGGAGUCCAGCGGGCCGUGGAUCUGUGUGCUGCUCCUGGAAGCUGGUCGCAGGUUCUCUCCCGGAAGCUGUACGAUCCCUGCCAGACGGACGACGAAAAGGCCGCCGUUAAGAUCAUAGCAGUGGAUCUGCAGGCGAUGGCUCCAAUUCGGGGAAUCAUCCAGCUGCAGGGAGACAUCACCAAGCAGUCGACCGCCGAGGCCAUCAUCGGUCACUUUGGCGGCGAUGAGAAGGCGCAGCUGGUGGUCUGCGACGGAGCACCCGAUGUUACCGGUGUCCACGAAAUGGACGAGUACAUGCAGCACCAGUUGCUGGUCGCUGCACUCAGCAUUGCCACCUGUGUGCUGGAAAAUGGGGGAACCUUCGUGGCCAAGAUCUUCAAAGGAAACGCCACCUGGCUUCUGAGCUCCCAAAUGCAGAUAUUCUUCAAGAAGUUCGACAUCUACAAGCCGCCAAGUUCGCGGCCCUCAAGCAUUGAAGCAUUUGUCGUUUGCUCCGAUUUCUGCCUGCCCGCCGGUUACAUUCCGCAAGUGAUCAACCCAGCUCGAGAUGAUAUUCGUCUGCUGGCACAGAAAACAGGAUCUGAUGUUAACCGACGGCUAGUUCCUUUCAUUGCUUGCGGGGAUUUGAACGGGCUGAGUGAUUCUGCAUCCUGCACUUCAGAAGAACCAAAAUCGGAUGCAGAAUAUGUUUACGAUGCUGUUAUCAAUGACGCCUCAUAUCCGCUGGAAUUUAAAGAAAUAUUAAAGGAAGUCUAUGACGAACAAUUACAAAUCAGCUAAGUGUCACAGAAAUAAAACCUGAAAAUGACAUUGAAAUGUGUA